CCCAUGUCUGCUUAACUUCCUCGAACAACCGAAUCCUGGAUAAACUCGCCAUUUGAACCCAGACACUCCCCUCCUAUCUCCCGCACUUAAUUCCCGCAAUGGCCGACUCCAAUGAAUCUCGACCGGUCACGCGGUCUACUAAACCCGUCAGCGAGGCUCUGCUGAAUGAGAAGUGGGAUCGCGCCAUUUCGUCUAUGAUCAUUCGUUCCGGUCUCGGUCUCUCCUUUGGUAUUGUAUUCUCCGUGUUGUUGUUUAAGAGGAGGGCUUGGCCUGCGUGGGUUGGAUUGGGCUUUGGAGCUGGACGUGCAUGGGAAGAGGCUGACGCUUCCUUCCGUCGGGGUGAUAAGCCGGUUACAAACGCUCUGUCUCGCUGGUAGAUAGAAUACAGACACAUUCUCUUUGCGUGUACGAUAGUCUGUACAGGAGAUGGGAUAUAGCAAGUUAGCUUGCAA
Messenger RNA from Monascus purpureus, 452 nucleotides. The record is from the annotation of a GenBank genome assembly. NCBI's taxonomy places the organism in Eukaryota, Fungi, Ascomycota, Eurotiomycetes, Eurotiales, Aspergillaceae.